Molecule: messenger RNA, 597 nt
Organism: Lobosporangium transversale
Lineage: Eukaryota; Fungi; Mortierellomycota; Mortierellomycetes; Mortierellales; Mortierellaceae
Exons: 4
Biological process (GO): positive regulation of cytoplasmic translation
Cellular component (GO): cytoplasm
Molecular function (GO): mRNA binding; zinc ion binding; translation regulator activity
Source: RefSeq, a predicted model, not a curated record
AUGUCGUAUCCAAGGAGAGGCUGUUUCAAAUGUGGCAAUGUUGGCCAUUUUGCUAGCUCCUGUACAGAGCCAGAGCGGCUUUGCUACAACUGUAAAUCUUCCGGCCAUGAGUCUAACAUGUGCCCUAUGCCCCAUACAGCAGAGUCGAAACAGUGUUACUCUUGCGGAGGAGUCGGGCAUAUUCAGGCCGAUUGUCCUUCGAUCAGGAUUGCCCGCAAUGCUGGUGGGGUUGCUGGGCGUUGUUACAACUGCAAGAUGUUUGGUCACAUGGCGCGCAACUGCCCCAAUCAAUCUCACUUCAAUGGGCCCUCUCCUCGCAAUUUUGGUAUGAAUGGUGGCGGAGGUAGACGUUCCAGUAAUCAUAACAACCACAGCAACAAUAGCAACCACCACAACUCUGCCAAUGGAAGUGGUAAUAAUUCUAGAGUUGGACGCGUUAUCUGUUACAAAUGUGGAGGGCCAAACCAUUUCUCACGCGACUGCAAGGCAAGUGGAGUGAAGUGCUAUAAUUGUAAUAACUUUGGGCACUUGAGUAAGGAUUGCCCUGAAGGACCUAAAGCUCAGGUUUGCUUCAAGUGCCAGCAGGAGGGCCACAUU